This is a messenger RNA of Coprinopsis cinerea okayama7#130, 966 nucleotides long. RefSeq lists its product as hypothetical. NCBI's taxonomy places the organism in Eukaryota, Fungi, Basidiomycota, Agaricomycetes, Agaricales, Psathyrellaceae. The coding region runs from base 1 to 966 and encodes 321 amino acids. The transcript has a single exon. The record is from RefSeq and is a predicted model, not a curated record.
AUGUUGAGCUCGUGGUUUGGGAAAGCUGCCGGAGACGAUGAUGCUCAGAUUGAACAACCACGCCUUUCUACCGAUCUAUACAACCGGGGAGGAACCUCCAUUUCCACUGCACACGACGCCCUGGCGCCUCGGUCUUCUCUUGACAUCUCUAAAUCGAGCAAGAAACCUCAACUGCCUUACUCAACGCCUCAUGACACCGUCAUCUCACAACUCCAACCGGCACCCAAACCACAACCAUCCGUACUGAGCAAGUUGGAUGCAAGGUCUGGUCUACUCAAUGAUGACUGGGGUACGGGCGGCCAUCCCCACUCGUUGGGAAGCCCAGACUCUGCCUCACACUCCAGGAUAGAUGUCGGCAUAAGCUCUCCACCAAGCAUUCACACCGGAAUUACUGCGAACCUGCGAUAUGCAGGGAGCAAGAGCAACGUCCAGGUCCAACCUCAGACUGUCGAUCUUCUCCUGGACCCAUACGACGGUACCUCUCAGGGCGUUCUCGUCCCACAAGUAAUCGACGUCGUCUCACCGGGCGAAGCCGUUCAUAAUCCGAAGAUCAUAACAGACACCUCAGGCAACUCGGGAGAGGAGAUGUGGUCUCAUCUUUCGCGGGUGCUGGAGCUGCAAGGCCAGAUCGCCAAGAUGCACAUCGAAAUGGAGGGAAUAGGUUUGGGAGACGGAAAACGAAAGCCUGGUGGAUUCAAGGCUCCAUCAUCAAUGGAUGAAAGGAGAACAUUUCAUGGGCAUAGGAAGAGAACCGUGAGCAGUGUGUCGACAGUGGCAAGCGGAGACUACAAAGGCGGUGAUGAGGAGGGUGUUGGGGUAGGUGACGAGGAAGCUGAUCAGAACAAGGCCCGGGAAGAGGAGUUUGCCAAGCUCGCGGACCAGUUUGAAGGGAAGAAGGAUUCCAUUCGCGAAAUCAUGAACAAGGUAUGGGUCCACACUUCUGGGGGUGAAACGUGCAUAUGCUGA